UUGGGUUCAAGAGCUGAAGCUUCAGUUUUCUACCUGUGUUUAAGUUUGAAAUUCAGUAUUUAAACAAUACGCAAUAUGAUACGCAGUGUAUAAUGUUUAAUUAUUAAGUAUCCGCUUUAUAAAACCACAACAAUGGUGGUGAAUGCCCCAGAAACGCCUAUACAGGCCGAGUUGAUAUUCGUCAUCGAGGCUACCUCAACAAAUGGGGCAUACAUAAACGAGUUAAAAACGAAUUAUAUUAUACCUACGCUUGAGUAUUUCCACGGAGGCGCGCUAGAAGAGGGCGGUGGCAAUGGCUCCGUGUAUGGCAUUGUAACAUAUCAGGCUGCAGACAACUUGUUAGCUCUGCCGGUGAACACAUUUGGACCAUUCACAUGCCCACAGACAGCUAUAGAAACUAUUGAUAAGAUACAGUUUAUCGGAGGGCAAGCUGAAAGCCGAGCUUGCAUCACCGAGGCCCUGGUGGCAGCCGCUGCAUGUUUCGAGGAGCUCGGACGGACAGACGUGUUGAGACAUGUCCUACUGUUGUGCUGCUCCCCACCUUAUUCAGCAUAUGCUGGUGGUUUGGUGCCACCAGGUGCUCCGGGGACCAUAGAGCUGGCAGCCCGGCUCCUAGGCUCCAGCGGGGCUCAACUCUCCAUAGCCGCAGCCCGGAGACUCCCGGCACUCUUGAAGCUGUACGAGAAUGCUGGUGGUGACACGCACCAUGCACAACUAAGGAAUUAUGCUAAGGACCCUCGGCACCUAGUAUUACUCCGAGGGUACAGUUUGAAGGAGCGCCCCCCGAGCCCCGCGCCCCCGCCCGCGCCAGAGGCGCCCCCAGACAUUUAUGGGCAAGGCCGCGGGGUUCCGCCAUCGGCGCCGCGGCCCCCGCAGUUCCGCCCGACGGCCGCCGUGCGCCCCAACACGGGCUGGUUGCCCCCGCCUCGCAACCCCUUGUACGACAACUCGGCGCUGGUCAGGCAGCUAACGCAGCCAUCAUAUCCACCUCCACAGCCCGGUAUCCAACGCAUGCCCGGCAUGAUGGCAGCGGGACCAUCCACGGGGGCUGCACCGACUCCACAACGGACUUACAUAUGGAGCGGAGUGUUAGAGUGGAUGGAAAAGGGGAAGAACCCUGGCGACCAGCAGAAGGUUACCAAGCAUCUGCCAUGCCAAGUAUCAGCCAACUCCAAGGACAUAGAGCCAGAGCUGAAGGUGGACACGUGGCCCAACAAGCUCCUGAUGCAGCUGAUGCCAAAACAGCUGAUCAGCAACAUCGGAGGGCAGUACCUCAAGGACAGCAAGUCCGUACUGUUCCAUCUUCAGCAAAACGAGGCCUUGGAUGCACUUACCAAAGUCAUGGUCAACGGAUUUGCCGGCUGCGUCCACUUCUCGCCAAUGUCUUCCCCGCCGCAAUGCGACAUCAAAGUGCUGAUCCUGCUGUACACGCCCGACAAGAAGGCUUACCUCGGCUUCAUACCUAACAACCAGGCCACGUUCGUCGAUCGACUGCGAAAGGUGAUUCAGCAACAGAAGAUGACACAGAUCAUCAAGCAGAUGCCGCCAGCCGCCAGCUCCGCGCCCAUGCCGGGCGCAAUGCCCACGGCCACCAUGGCGGGUGGAGGCACAAUGCAGCCCACGAUGUCGUCAGCGGGCAUAUCAGCGCCCGGCAUGAGCGGCAUGGGCGGCAUGGGCGGCGGCAUGGCGGCCGGCAUGAGCGCCAUGCCGCCGCUCGGCCCGCAAGCGCCCAGCCCGCAGGGCAUCGUACAGCAGAUGCAUCCACAGGGCAUGAUGGGUAUGGGCGGCAACAUGGGCGGCCAAGUGCCCCAACAGCAGCAGCAACAAGCGCCCGGCGGCAAAGGCCCCCGACCCUCACAGCUGGACGGGCUGGAAGCAGCCCGCCAGCAGAACCUGGAAAAAAUCCAGCAGUUGCAGCAGACUUUAGAAGCCGCACAUCAACAGGAGGCGCAGUUCAAGAGCCAGAUGGACAUCAUGUCGCACCUGCAGGCCGCGCAGCAGCAGGAACAACACUACAAACAGCUUGAGGAGCAACGUAAGCAUCAGCAGCAAUUGCAACUGCAGCAGCAACUGCAGCGAGGAACCGGGCCUGUUCCUCGCAUCAUGCGGCCCAUGAUGCCUUCCAACCCUGGGCUCAGGCAUCUACUACAGCAGCAACCGCAGUACCGGCCGAGCGGCGCACGCGCAGCCCCGCCGCAGCAGUUCGAUGACGUCAACAACUAUAACGAUUUUAUUUAGAUACAACAU
Molecule: messenger RNA, 2247 nt
Organism: Cydia amplana
Lineage: Eukaryota; Metazoa; Arthropoda; Insecta; Lepidoptera; Tortricidae
Product: mediator of RNA polymerase II transcription subunit 25-like
Exons: 15
Coding region: 133-2238 (701 amino acids)
Biological process (GO): positive regulation of transcription by RNA polymerase II
Cellular component (GO): transcription regulator complex; mediator complex
Source: RefSeq, a predicted model, not a curated record